Molecule: messenger RNA, 1530 nt
Organism: Schistosoma mattheei
Lineage: Eukaryota; Metazoa; Platyhelminthes; Trematoda; Strigeidida; Schistosomatidae
Source: the annotation of a GenBank genome assembly
AUGGAACGAUCUUUACCUCCUUGUUAUAGACUUCUCCACACGUCGGUAUUACGAAAUGACUUCCGAAGACUGGCAAUAUAUAUUCUCCUGCUUACUUACUUUUGCUACACACUUUAUCAUGCCUCACGAAAACCCCUUAGCAUUGUUAAGACGGUUCUUCAUCGUUCCGGCGUAAAUGGACAACUAAGAACUGUCGGUUUCACUUCUGACGGCUGGAAACCGUUUGAUUCUGACAAUUGGAGUCAGUUACUGGGUGGCCUUGAAUAUAUUUAUUUGUUUGUUUAUGCAGUUUCAAUGAUUCUAAGUGGCUUUCUUGCAGAAAGAGUCAAUUUAAGAUACUUCUUAUCUAUCGGAAUGUUUCUUAGUGGAGUUUCAACUUUUGCAUUUGGACUGGCUUCAUAUUUUGAAAUUCACUAUUACUCGUACUUCGUCUUUAUACAGGUGUUUUCUGGUUUUGUUCAAGCUUCUGGAUGGCCGGCUGUUGUUACUCUGGUGGGAAAUUGGUGGGGCAAAAGCAGACGGGGACUUAUUAUGGGUCUUUGGAAUUCUCAUACAAGUUUAGGAAAUAUCAUAGGUUCCGUCAUUGCCGGAAUCUAUGUUGAAGCAAACUGGGGGGCUUCUUUUUAUCUCCCCGGUCUUAUCAUGAUGGUUGGGGCGUUGGUUGUCUACCUGACAGUUAUAGAGCAUCCUAACAUGGUCUAUAACUCGGCUAGUUCCGAAAAAACAGGUACUCAAAUUCCAAUGUCAGGAAGCAUAUAUGGGGGAAACAUCGACCGCGUAAGGUCAGACAAAGAUGAUUUGAAGCCUUUAAUAUCGGAUAUCGAGGCCACUCGACCAAUUAAUUUCAUUGAAGCUCUUCUAUUACCAAGUGUGUUUACCUACUCACUCUUAUUAUUCUUUACGAAACUUGUCUCAUAUACAUUUCUUUAUUGGUUACCAAACUACUUAACCAUUGUUGAACAUGUGUCAGCUGAACAGGCUGCUAAACUUUCUGUGUUGUUCGAUGUUGGUGGCAUAAUCGGUGGUGUAUUGAUAGGAUGGUUUAGUGAUAGUCAGUCAAAUGGACAAAAUCUCAACGAAGAUGAAAAAACAAUAAAAAAACGUGCACUUGCUUGUCUUGUUAUGCUAGCUUGUGCGGCACCUUUGCUAUUAGCUUAUCGUUCUAUGACUUCUGCGAACUCGCUGAUGUCGUUAAUUUUACUUACAUGUUGCGGUUCUGCAAUCAACGGACCUUAUGCAUUAGUUACAACUGCUGUAUCUGCCGACUUAGGUACUCAGUCGGCCUUGCUAGGACGAACUCGUGCUUUGGCUACAAUUACAUCUAUUAUUGAUGGAAUGGGAUCAUUGGGUGCUGCGUUAGGUCCACUUCUGACUGGUUUACUAGUUCCAUAUGGUUGGUCUGUCGUAUUUGCUAUGCUUAUCACAUCCGAUCUACUGGCCAUGUUAAUGUCAAUAUGGAUUGUCGUUAAUUCAAGUCGCCGUCAACAUCGUCGAACAUAUUAUCGACUUCAAUCAACAAUUCCUAUUUAA